Messenger RNA from Loa loa (African eye worm), 867 nucleotides. RefSeq lists its product as hypothetical. Lineage: Eukaryota; Metazoa; Nematoda; Chromadorea; Rhabditida; Onchocercidae. Gene Ontology annotation, molecular function: structural constituent of cuticle. The record is from RefSeq and is a predicted model, not a curated record. The transcript has 6 exons. The coding region runs from base 1 to 867 and encodes 288 amino acids.
AUGGAGGAGCAAAGAGAGCGCGCAUACAAGGCGGUUGCCUAUGCAGCUGUUACCUUCUCUCUGAUAUCCAUCUUAUCAGUAUGUAUCACUAUGCCUAUCGUCUAUAGUUUUGUUGAUCAUAUACAGCAACAGACACGGAAGGAUCUUCAAUUUUGCAAAUCCUCAGCAAGAGAUAUUAUGUCGGAAGUAGCCAAGAAACAACCGGUUACUUUUGCUGUUGCUGCAACCAACAGAACAAAAAGGCAAAUUGGAGCCUGUGACAGUUGUUGUAUACCUGGACAUCCUGGACGACCAGGACCACCAGGAACAAAUGGAAAACCAGGCACACCGGGAGCCCCAGGACGGCCUGGUGCACCUGGGCGACCACCAAUAGUUUGCGAAGAGGUUGAUAUUCCACCAUGCAAUCCUUGCCCACCGGGACCACCAGGACCACCAGGACCUAGUGGUAUUCCAGGAAAUCCUGGAAGACCUGGACCACCAGGCAGGCCAGGAAACAGUGGCAGUGCUGGACCACCGGGACCUGUGGGACCACCAGGACCACCAGGACAGCCUGGAGCUGACGGCGAAAGGGGAGAACCAGGAAGGCCGGCAUCAAGUACACCAGUACUUCCAGGCGAUCCGGGCCAACCAGGCGAACCAGGACCGCCAGGUUUACCUGGACCUGAUGGAAGUCCAGGACGAGAUGGACAACCAGGAAGUCCUGGACCAAGUGGACCACCAGGGCCACCAGGACCACCUGGAAGCCCUGGUGCUAAUGGUGAAGCCGGAGCCGCUGGUCAACCAGGACCACAGGGCGAACGAGGUAUCUGUCCGAAAUACUGUGCAUUGGACGGCGGUAUAUUCUUCGAAGACGGAACACGAAGAUAA